UGGUUAGUGGUUACGAAGAGACAGUUGCACCCCCGCCAUUUCGUCAUCCAUCUCCUCUAUAAAUACCCAAUCCAGAGACUAAACCCAUUUUUGGUAAUCAACUGCCCUCUAAACUUUCCAAAAAGUUCACCUCUCGGAAGUCUUCAGAAUUCUCGAAUUACGUACACGUCACCUUAGGGUUCCAAUUUCCAAAUGCCGCCGGUGAAUUUAACGGCGAAUGCGAUCCAGGCUAUCAACGCCGGCGACGUCAACUCGAAGCCGCUGGUCCAGGUUUUGGAUAUCAAGCUCAUUGGCAGCACGCAGGAGCGUUACCGCCUCCUGCUCUCCGAUUCGGUCUAUACUCAGCACGCGAUGCUCGCUACUCAGCUCAAUGACCGAGUGAAAACUGGCCGCGUCCGCACCGGUUCCGUUGUCCAGUUGAUCGAUUACAUCUGCAGCAAUGUUCAAAAUCGCAAGAUUGUUGUCAUUCUCAAUAUGGAAACUAUCAUACCAGACUGUGAAACAAUUGGGAAUCCACAAUCACAUUUAGAAACUGAUUUAGGAAAUCAGAAACCAACUCCCAACAGAACUUCUGGGCCUGCAUUGUUCAACGGGAAUAGCAAUAUGGCUGCUCAAAGUUCCAGGCAAACAAGCUUUGCCAAUAGCAACAGUUUGAGCUCCCAAAGUGUUGCCAAUAAUUUUCAGAGCAACCGCCCAAUCAUUCAACCAGCAUACCAACCACCUCCAAACUAUAAAGGUCAUGGGGCAAUCAUGAAAAAUGAAGCACCAGCACGCAUCAUUCCUAUUGCUGCUUUGAAUCCCUAUCAGGGUCGGUGGGCUAUUAAGGCUAGGGUGACUGCAAAAGGUGAUAUCCGUCGCUACAACAAUGCUAGGGGAGAUGGAAAAGUUUUCUCAUUUGAUCUCCUUGAUUCUGAAGGUGGAGAAAUACGUGUAACCUGCUUCAAUGCUGUUCUUGACCGGUUUUAUGAUAAAAUUGAAGUUGGGAAAGUUUACAUGAUAUCAAAAGGCAGCUUAAAACCUGCACAGAAGAACUUUAACCAUCUCAAGAAUGAGUGGGAGAUACUGUUGGAAACAUCUUCAACGGUGGACCAAUGUCCAGAUGAAGACCCUUCAAUACCUAGACAACAGUUCUCUUUUAGGCCUAUUAGUGAAAUUGAGAGUGUUGAAAACAAUUCCAUACUAGAUGUAAUUGGAAUUGUAAUAAGUGUGAAUCCUUCUGUUCCCAUCCUGCGCAAGAAUGGAAUGGAGACUCAAAGAAGAAUCCUGAAUCUGAAGGAUCAAUCUGGUAGGAGUGUGGAAUUGACACUUUGGGGAGAUUUCUGUAACAGAGAGGGGCAACAACUGCAGGAAAUGGUAGACUCUGGUUUCUUCCCUGUUUUAGCAGUCAAAGCCGGAAAAGUAAAUGAUUUCAGUGGAAAGUCUAUAGGAACAAUCUCUGCAACUCAGCUUUUCAUAAAUCCAGAUUUUCCUGAGGCUUUCGGUCUUAGGCAAUGGUUUGACCAAGGAGGAAAAGAUGUAGCUUCACAUUCUAUAUCUAGGGAACUUAUGCCUUCAAUUUCAAAGAAUGAGAUACGUAAAACUAUCUCUCAGAUAAAGGAUGAAGGCCUAGGAAGGUCAGAUAAGCCAGACUGGGUUACAGUUAAGGCAACGUUGACUUUCAUCAAGACUGACACCUUCUGUUACACCGCGUGCCCCUUGAUGAUUGGAGAUAGACAGUGUAACAAAAAAGUUACUAAGUCGGGAAAUUCAAGAUGGAUAUGUGACCGGUGCAAUCAAGAAUUUGAGGAGUGUGAUUACAGGUACCUUAUUCAAGGUCAAAUUCAGGAUCAUACUGGGCUCACGUGGGUAACUGCCUUCCAGGAAUCAGGGGAAGAGCUUUUGGGUUGCUCAGCUAAGGAGUUGUACAUGAUGAAGCUUGAUGAGGAGGAUGAUACCAGAUUCUCCGAAAUUAUAAAAAAGUGCAUCUUCACACAGUUUCUGUUUAGACUUAAAAUCAAAGAGGAAAGCUAUGGUGAUGAACAAAGGGUAAAGAUUACAGUUGUCAAGGCUGAGAGAGUUGAUCAUUCUCGGGAAAGUAGAUAUCUGCUAGAUUUACUGUAAGUUUCAUCUUUCAAUAAUAAUUGAAGGCAAAUUGGAGAUUCCUCUUGCAAAAGCUUUAUAUUUUAGGAAACACAUUUAUGAUUUACACUUGAGAAGUACUACCAAAAAUUCAUGUACUCAACUGAGAGUUCUUUUUUAUCCACCGCUGUAAGGUGUGUUAUUUGUGACAUGCUUAAAUGUCUAACGUAGUUUAAAUAUUUGAGAUAUUGUAAUCCAGAAACAUAUAUUCUUUCUAAAUAUUGAAUGUAUUAGUUCUUACAUUCUCAUUA
This is a messenger RNA of Ipomoea triloba (trilobed morning glory), 2369 nucleotides long. RefSeq names its product replication protein A 70 kDa DNA-binding subunit A. Gene Ontology annotation, biological process: telomere maintenance via telomerase; meiotic cell cycle; nucleotide-excision repair. The coding region runs from base 193 to 2100 and encodes 635 amino acids. The transcript has 2 exons. The record is from RefSeq and is a predicted model, not a curated record. Lineage: Eukaryota; Viridiplantae; Streptophyta; Magnoliopsida; Solanales; Convolvulaceae. Gene Ontology annotation, molecular function: damaged DNA binding; single-stranded telomeric DNA binding. Gene Ontology annotation, cellular component: DNA replication factor A complex; nucleus.